Messenger RNA from Lentinula edodes (shiitake mushroom), 1591 nucleotides. RefSeq lists its product as uncharacterized. The record is from RefSeq and is a predicted model, not a curated record. Lineage: Eukaryota; Fungi; Basidiomycota; Agaricomycetes; Agaricales; Omphalotaceae. The transcript has a single exon. Gene Ontology annotation, molecular function: protein binding. Bases 133 to 1449 code for a protein of 438 amino acids.
AAGAUAAAGUACGGAGCGGAACCGGAACGGCCCGGUUCCGCAAUUGCCAACAGCGACGAUCAAGCUCAAGUCUCGGAAGCCCUCCAUCUUUUCCUAUCUUUGCUCCAACUCUGCACACCAAAGCCUGGACUAAUGGCUAAUUCUUACGACGAGGUAGCCAUAUACCAAUUACCCCACGAGAUUUUCCAUUGUAUCUUCGGUUUCCUAGUUUCUGAGGAUCGUCAUCAACUCGAAGUAAAGAUAUCCAGAAGACCCAUUGCUGCCUUCACAGUUUCGCAGGUCUCGCAGAGAUGGAGGGAUAUAGCUCUUGAGCUCCCUUUUAUUUGGACAAAUAUUCGGAUAUUUCAUUUCCGUGAUUCUCAGCGGAAUAUGGUCAAAGAACUCAUAGCUCGUACCAAGGGCCUUCCCUUGAGCAUCAUAUUGGAAUAUAACCAGCCUUUGACUGCAUCACAGAAGAAGAAUUGCUGGGAUAUCUUACUAGAAAUUAUGUCGUGCGCUUCCCGCUGGGAAGCCUUGCGUAUCGCGGUGAACGAGGACCUCUUUACCCAGAUAUGUGGAAAUUUCGGUGGCCGGCAGGCACCGAUACUACAACGAUUGGAGUUGAUCAUACUCGGCUUUCAUGAACUCCAUGGUCGACAUCACCAACUGCUUGUAUCACCCUUAUACCUUGAACUCAGUCAGACCCACAAACUCAAACAUUUAGCCCUGCUCGGAGUUCGGUUACGGAUGCCGUCCCCGACUUAUAUGGAACAGUUGGAAGUUCUUAGUUUGGAUUAUGCUCCAGGAAUGGACAUGCUGGACAGACCAGGCCUAGACGUUGAGGCACCCCCCCUUCCGACACGUCUGCGUGCUCUCUCUCUUACUGGGAUAGUACUACGCAAUCUACCGACGCGUUCUUAUCUAUCAGAGUACACCGCCCUCCUGACAGUCCUUUCGUUGUCGAACAUAUCUGGCUAUAAUUCAGCUGACGUGGUCCGUCUCUUUCAGCACCUUCCUACAACAACUCUUCAAGAGCUCUCCAUCUCAAAUGUGGAUGUCGCAUUUUGGGAUGGUUUAUUAACUUCCAUGACGGGCGCCGAUCCACGUUAUCCUGCUGUGAAGAGAUUGUCUUUGCAGAAUGUCGAAGUAGGAUAUGUACAAGAAACGGAACUCCCUCCAACACAUUUCAUUUCGGCAUUUCCAAAGCUAGAGGUGCUCGAGCUGUAUAAUGUUCAGCACAUUACAAAUGCCCUCAAAUGGCAUAAGAUGUUCCCUGGUAUCCACACUCUCAGAGUGCGGGGUGUACUCUAUAAAGUUCUUUGUGAUGUGGUUGAUUUUCGUAUCGAACAUGAUGUUCCAUUGACUACACUCGAGGUUGAUACACCUCCAUUUCUAGAUUUGUCGUCCUUGUCGUGGCUUCAACGAAAAGUGCCAAUAUUCAAAAGAAACUCAAAAGAAAACGCAUACUGAAGUAAAUUCUUGUUUGUACAACGUAUGUUAUAACAACGGUAAAUGUAGAAAUACGUCCACAUAACUUGUAAGGCAUAGGCAUAGGUUUUUUGUGUACACAUAAUGUGUGGUGAAAAAAGAUAGGAUGCAGACAUACGUGCAU